GAGGUCGUUAUUCAUCUCGCCCCGCCUUCUAUUGAAAGCGUUGACGAGGCGCGCCCGCCUAUGAUGUGACUAUAGCUUUGUGUUUGAUUAAUUUGUUACACAAUAAGAUCGAGUUUUAUUACUGCUUGUUAACGUUAAUUCAUAAACAUGAUUGCAAUUGAAUCAGAACAGUCGUUAACGAAAGAGGAAAGAGUGCCUAAAGUGGAGCCGACGACCUCGCAGAGAACUCUCACGCGCUCGAGCGCCGUGAGCCAGAAAUCUGUCGAUCUAAUCGUACAUCCGGAGAGCUCAAACAACCCUCUACAUAGGUCGAAAUUAGCUCCGACUCGGUCAUCAUCGGAGUCAUCGUCAUCCAAGAAAAUUCUUAAUUUGAGGAAAACUAAGAAUUCUUCGAUCGAAUCAACUAUGAGUUUACCGAAUCAGAAGUCUUUGGAGAAGAAGCAUGGCACUCUUCGACACCAGAAAUCCAUUGGAGCCCAUUCGGACAUAACGCUAAGCACGCAGCCUUCGAUUUCGGACGACAGGAAGGCUCUGAGGGAGGCCUUGUAUCAGGGUAUAUUUCAUAGACACAGAAGGACAAUUUUUGCAGUGGGGUCGUUUCUUAGAAUGCUUAGAAGCAAAACGUCAAACUACGAUUCGAUUCGUUCCGACUCAGACGAGAUUUAGCAGUCCUAAGUUAGGUCUAGUGUUUGUUGAAUAGUUAGUGAUACCACAGACUGCGAAUGUGCUUUUUAAAGUUAUUGUAAUAUUAAUGAAAAUGUUAUUAGAUUUAGUAAUUUGUAAUAAUAUUAUUGUUU
Messenger RNA from Melitaea cinxia (Glanville fritillary), 797 nucleotides. RefSeq lists its product as uncharacterized. The coding region runs from base 148 to 666 and encodes 172 amino acids. The transcript has a single exon. Lineage: Eukaryota; Metazoa; Arthropoda; Insecta; Lepidoptera; Nymphalidae. The record is from RefSeq and is a predicted model, not a curated record.